GCCAGGCAGCCAUCCGUGGGCUGGUGGCCGAGGGCCGCCGGCUGGCCAACGCUCUGCAGGGCCCGUACAGGCAGGAGCUGAUGGGGAAGUGUGAGCAGGUGGAGCAGCUCAUGGCCCAGCUGGCUGACUUGGCUGCCCGUGGCGAAGGGGACUCCCCGCAGGCACGCGCCGUGGCUCAGCAGCUCCAGGAGGCCUUGAAAGACCUGAAAGGAAAGAUGCAGGAGGCAAUGACUCAGGAAGUGUCUGACAUCUUCAGUGACACCACCACCCCCAUCAAGCUGCUGGCAGUGGCCGCUACGGCGCCCCUCGACGCUCCCAACAGAGACGAGGUCUUUGAGGACAGAGCCGCCAACUUCGAGAACCACGCCAACCGACUCGGCGCCACGGCCGAGAAGGCGGCCGCAGUCGGCACUGCGAACAAGAGUACAGUGGAGGGAAUCCAGGCUGCCGUCAAGUCAACCAGAGACCUAACACCACAAGUGGUCUCCGCUGCUCGCAUUCUGCUGAGAAACCCUGGUAACCAGGCAGCAUAUGAACAUUUUGAGACCAUGAAGAAUCAGUGGAUUGACAAUGUGGAAAAGAUGACUGUUUUGGUCGACGAGGCCAUCGAUACCAAAUCUCUGCUGGACGCCUCUGAAGACGCCAUAAAGAAGGACUUGGAUAAAUGCCGCGUUGCCAUGACCAAUCACCAGCCUCAGAUGCUGGUGGCCGGCGCUACCAGCAUCGCCCGACGAGCCAACCGCAUCCUUCUGGUGGCAAAACGAGAGGUGGAGAACUCCGAAGAUCCAAAAUUCAGAGAAAUGGUGAAAGCUGCAUCAGAUGAACUGAGCCAGACGAUUUCUCCCAUGGUGAUGAAUGCAAAGGCAGUGGCUGGAAAUAUCCAGGAUCCAAAUCUUCAGAAGGGAUUUUUGGAUUCGGGUUAUAAGAUUCUUGGAGCUGUAGCAAAGGUUAGGGAGGCCUUCCAGCCUCAAGAGCCAGACUUCCCACCACCACCUCCGGAGCUGGAUCAACUCAACCUCAACGAUGAAGCAGCACCGCCCAAGCCUCCUCUUCCAGAGGGAGAAGUUCCUCCACCCAGACCUCCUCCUCCUGAGGAGAAAGACGAGGAGUUCCCAGAGCACAAAGCUGGAGAGAAAGUCAAUGAGCCCAUGAUGGUGGCUGCCAGGCAGCUUCACGACGAAGCCCGCAAAUGGUCCAGCAAAGGAAACGACAUCAUCGGCGCUGCCAAGCGAAUGGCCCUGCUCAUGGCCGAGAUGUCCCGUUUGGUGCGUGGAGGCAGCGGAAACAAACGCGCCCUGAUCCAGUGCGCCAAGGACAUCGCCAAAGCCUCUGACGAAGUCACGCGGCUGGCGAAGGAAGUGGCCAAGCAGUGUACUGACAAACGAAUCCGGACCAACCUGCUCCAGGUGUGUGAGCGCAUUCCCACCAUCAGCACUCAGCUCAAAAUCCUGUCCACUGUCAAGGCCACCAUGUUGGGCCGUACCAACAUCAGUGAGGAGGAGUCUGAGCAGGCGACUGAAAUGUUGGUCCACAACGCCCAGAAUCUGAUGCAGUCUGUGAAGGAGACUGUCAGAGAGGCGGAGGCGGCCUCCAUUAAGAUCCGGACAGAUGCAGGUUUCACCCUCCACUGGGUCAGAAAGACCCCCUGGUACCAGUAAGAGACGAGCCAUCAGUCCUCUGCUUGGUGCUGGUUCUGCCCAGCUGUUCACCGGGACGAUGAAUGGACAGACAUAUGCUUCAUCAAAGCAGCGAUUACACUGCCCCACGUCUAUAUAUGGGCAAAGUUUCUCCCUCAUAUGUCCUGUCUGUAGCGGUUGCUGUUCUGAUAUAAUAUAAAAGGUGGGACUAUUAGUUUGAAAUAUAUUUUAGGGGUUAUGAUAAAGACUUCUUGAAAUAUGCAUAUUUAUAUAUUGAUCAGAGGUUAGAUUUCAUAUCAUGCGAGGGUAAUUAUGUGUGGACGUUCCGAGAUUCAGGCCACAUUAAGUUAAACUGAAUUACAAAACAUUUUUUAUAUCUUUAUACUGAAUAUUUUAUUAUCACAAUUGCUUCUGCUUUGCUUGGAUAAGCACAUAAACUUAAGGAGUUGUUACAAGUACAGCAGAGGUAUUUGCUCAGUGCAGAUGGAAUAUAAGUUGCGUUGCUUCCGUUUGAGAUUCUGCACUUCAUGAAGCGAAAGAGAAAUGCUGAUAUUUGUUUCAUUUUGUGUUGUAGAAGUCUAGAGUUCUGCCAAAGAUGUUUCAGCCACACUCUAUUUAAUCCAUAAUUCAUAUUUGAGUUGAAAUUUAGGGAACAAGUUUCUGAUUUGACUCAUUCAAAUCAUUCUAGAUUGCAUUAAGAUGACAUCUAUUAAACAGCCUUGUGCUACUUUAUGUAGCCUAAAAGCCAUUUGUUUACUAUUCCUAGUAUGCUAUGAGAGUUUGAAUAAAACCUCCCGCUUUUGUUUUUGGGACACAUGUUCACUUCUUUUUGUGUGUGUGCACAAUUCUUGAAAGAAAUGUAAAUUUAUAUAGCACAGAAUGAGCAACACUUCAUUAUAAAGCACAGUAACUGCAGCUAUUAAUCUAAGUUGUCUUGAUACACUAAACGGAACUGAUCACCUUUUAUGGUAAUUCUGUAUUAGAUACUUUAAAACGUCUGAAGGUUUUUUUUUUCCUUGUUUUUUGUGGAAGUUUACUUUAGACGUCUAACAAACUGAUGUGCCUUGUUUUGCGAUUAAUAUUUUCAGAUGUUUCGUGUUGUUUGUACAAGCUGUCGGUGUUAAUUUGUUCAGAACACUUAUUGUACAGGAUUCUUCUUGAAAGCCGUUUUCAAGUACUCACAAAAUACUCUAUGCAAACCACGUUUCCCCUCAACAACAAAAAAUUAUGCAACUUGGUUGGGAUAUAAUGGGUCUAAAAGAUAAUUUUGCUUUAGCAUUGUUCACAAUUUUGUAAUAAAGCAUUUUAUAACACUCA
Poecilia latipinna (sailfin molly) is the source of this 2954-nucleotide messenger RNA. RefSeq names its product vinculin. The annotation marks the transcript as partial. Gene Ontology annotation, molecular function: actin filament binding. The transcript is spliced from 10 exons. Gene Ontology annotation, biological process: cell adhesion. NCBI's taxonomy places the organism in Eukaryota, Metazoa, Chordata, Actinopteri, Cyprinodontiformes, Poeciliidae. The record is from RefSeq and is a predicted model, not a curated record.